Messenger RNA from Pisolithus orientalis, 1080 nucleotides. RefSeq lists its product as uncharacterized. The coding region runs from base 151 to 774 and encodes 207 amino acids. Gene Ontology annotation, cellular component: fungal-type vacuole membrane; vacuolar transporter chaperone complex. The transcript has 6 exons. The record is from RefSeq and is a predicted model, not a curated record. Lineage: Eukaryota; Fungi; Basidiomycota; Agaricomycetes; Boletales; Pisolithaceae.
UGCCUUCGGUCCCUCGUGCUUCCCAGAACAUCCCCGAAUGCACUCGACUGACGUCAGAUAGCCUAGAUCGCGGGAAUAUAUUGCCAUUAAGGGACAGCAGUGUUUAUAGGCUGGCGGCGGCGGCGGCAACGACGACGACAACAACAAGCCAUGGCAGACGACUCGGCGGGGCGUUCGACGCAUUCUUGGGCGAGCUUCUUUCCGUUCUCAUCCAAGGCUUUGGAUUCUCUGCCAGCAAGUACCCAGAGACCCAUUCGUUAUACCAGACAGGACGACAUCCCCGACACUGAUCACGACGUCGACGGAGAACGUCCCACCAUCCGCGAUUAUCACGCUAUCAAUUCAGUUCCACCUCAAGUGCGUGUCCCUAAAAAAGUUGCAACCUCGCUCAAGGUCGAAGGCAAAGUCUGGUUUGCGAACGAACGAACUUGGAUAGCAUGGCUCAACACUGCAGUUCUCAUUGGAACGUUGGCUCUUGCCCUCUUCAAUGCAUCUGACGAGCCCGUCGGACGCAGAUUUGCCUACGUUUAUGCUGCCAUCAGCGUCGGUGUUGUGAUCUAUGGUUUCGCUCUAUACCAGUCGCGCAUCUCUAUGAUUCGUAAGCGCGAUCCUAGCCAUUACGAUGCCAUCGUCGGUCCGGUCGUCGUCAGCGCUCUCCUCUUUUUCGCGGUUUUGGCAAACUUCAUCAUCCGUGUUCGGGAGCUACGCCAGCAGAAGGUCCCGAUACCGGGCAUGUCCUUCCCAUACCCCAAUGCAUCUGUCACUGUGCCAUGACAGCCGAAAGUUCGCCACCACAUGUAUGUACUGAAAUCUGCGAUUUUCUUACAUUUGGUUAUUGGUGGCGGGCGUCAAACAAGACUACUAGUAGAGUGUACUGUUGGGAAUUCACUGAGUUGCCAGGCGACUGCACGUUGAAGUCAGUUGCUUUCUAUUGCCUACACCUCCGGGGGAGUUCGAGGGUCUGGUUGACUCGUUCUUCAACAUACACCAGCCACCCAGGAAAAGCGGUAUUCGUAACACCAUGUCCAAGGCUUGCACGGCUUCACUUCACCCCAUGAUUCCUCCGAAGAGAUCAGAUAA